This is a messenger RNA of Cyclospora cayetanensis, 2466 nucleotides long. RefSeq lists its product as uncharacterized. Bases 1 to 2466 code for a protein of 821 amino acids. The transcript is spliced from 8 exons. Lineage: Eukaryota; Apicomplexa; Conoidasida; Eucoccidiorida; Eimeriidae. Gene Ontology annotation, molecular function: ATP hydrolysis activity; ATP binding. The record is from RefSeq and is a predicted model, not a curated record.
AUGCACAAGGCAGGGGCACAAUGGGCCCCCCCCCGAAUGCCAGAGCUACAAGAAUUCGACCCUCCCCUGGAGAUAUUUCCCCCUGGCCUCUUCCCCCGGCUCAUGGCACCUAGGGAUGCAUGCAUGCAUGCACAAGGCAAACAGCACGACCCUCUGUUGCACGCAACUGUGUCUUCGUGGAGCACAGGGCCCCUUCCCUUGGAAAAAAUUCACUCCUCCAAACGAGCAAGCGCUAGGAGCUCCUACACGUCAAGCAGUGAGGGAAAACGCAGAAGGGGGUGGCACUCCCGCGUGAAGGCAAGUGUUUUCUGCACCAACUGGGGAAACACACCGUUGAGCCUGCCGAGCAAUCUGACCCUCAAAAGGCAUGCCACACAGCCAAAGAAGGAAGCAGGAGGGAGAGCAUGCGGCCGAUACAGGGCCGGCAGCUGUACUUUGAGCUUUUCAGAAACGCGAGGAGCUUGUUCUCUUCGCUCGUGGUGGCAGGAAGAGGUGCCAGGGGGAAGCGUUCACAACGCAGGAAACCAGUGCAAACGACAGCGGGGAAGCUCUGCUGGCGCGCCUUCUCUCGCACAGUCGCGGGAAGACAGGCUUAGAGACUCUUUCAGCGAGUGCUACUGUCUGUCCCCCUCUCUAGGGGCCCUCAGCUGCAAGGCGAAUGCUUGGAUUUGGGUGGGGCCCCUUGGGGAGGGGGCUUCAGAACCCCCAAGGCGGCGGCUCUUGCGGCUACUCGCUCUCUCUAACGAGCAAGAGAAACCUCCAGGGGCCUCUUGUCAGUGCUGGAUGGAGGCUCUAGCCGUGCCGCAUCCAGGGGGGAGAGCCUCGCCUCAAGAGGGCCUCCCAAACCCGGAGGCGGCGCGAGAGGCUCCAGAUACUGCAACGUCUCCGCACUCUGAGAGGCCCCCCCACGAUGGGGCCCCCUUUUCCGAGCCCGUGCUGUUUCUGCCCCCCCACGUGCUCUCCGCCUUGGGCUUGACUCCUGGAGAAGGAUUCGUGGAGAUCUGGCAGGCUUCCGAGUUUGACUCCAGGCCCCCCUUGUCAACCCCUGCCCUUCCAGAGGCCUUCCGAAGGCUGCCCAUGGCGUCGCACUGCCAGCUGCAACAGCUCGCCGCUCCGCCGAACGACAGCUGGAAUCUCCUGGGGGCCUCUCUAGGGGGCCCCCCAGAGGGCCAGGCUUCUCCCCAGGAAAUCCACGAGCUUCUGAAUGACUUUUUUUGCGUCCCCCGCCUCCUUACCGUAGGCGACGUCUUCGGGGUGCUCCGAAAGCCAUACCGAUACGGGGCCCCCUGCUGCAGGGCCCCCUGCAACGCAGGGGCCCCUGCGGGCACGAGGCCCUUUUCAGGGGGCUGCCCUUGCUGCCUCUCUCUGCAUGAGAUAGAGCAUGCAGAGGCCUUCGGUUUGGGGCCCUUUCGGUGCGAACGUCUGGCCUCCAAGGUGCUCUUUGAGGCAGGCACAAGCGUGAACGGGGGCCCCCUGUUUUGUGUAUGCGCCUCCGAGGCUUCUGAGAGGCCUCUUGGCACAGAGGAGGCUCAAGGGAAGGGGCAGACGGACUCCUCAAGAAACUCCCCAGGGGGCCCCUCCGCUCCGCACGAGCCAUCACCGGAGGAAGCAAAGGCGGGGGCCCCCACGCUCCGGCGUCGGAGGAGGGCUUUUGGUUGCAGGGGGGGUAAAGGGGGCCCCCUCUGUCACUGGGAAGCAGCAGAUCCUCUCUUCGGCUGCGGCUGCGGAGAGACGCUGCAUCAAGUGGCAGUACUCUUCAGAGUUGCGGCGUUGGAGGGCCCCCAGGAGCGGCUUUCAUGUGCUGUUGUCGUCCGGAGAGGGACGGACUUGUUGCUGCAGGAGGCCCUUGCCAAGGAAGGGCCCCCCCCGUUUGGAGUGAGUAUUUUGACGCGUACGGGAAGCCGCGGCAGCGUGCUGCUUUGUGGGGCCCCUGGGUGUGGGGCCCCCUUCCUCGUGCAGCGCAUCUGCAACGCACUAGGCUUUCACUACGUGUCUAUGAACUGCCAUGCGCUGGCGCCUUCUGUGGCCGAAGCUGCAGCUGCAAAAGGUAUUACCCAUUCGGACGGAACCACCGCUCCUGGAGGAAACAGUCUGCUCUCCGCGGCUCUCGUGGAGGGGUCCUCUGGGGGGGCCCCUUGCAUCAUUCUGCUGCAGCACGUCUCCGCUCUGAUGUGCGACCCAGGGGCCCCAGCUUCGCGCCUUGACAGACUUGAUAGUCUCCUCGCUGCCCACCUCCGUUGGUUUCUGCGAUCGCAUGAGCAACAAGGCCCUCCGGGUUUGUUGAGGGCCCCUGUGUUAGUUGUUGGAGUCUGCGAUAGCGAGAGCGAAGGCGUGACUGAUGGUCUUGGGCCCGAGCUAAGGAGCGCCUUCGAGCUGACUGUACAGGUACAGCGGCCAGACAGAGAGACUCGAGAGGAGGCCCCUGCAGUGCGUAAGUUUGGCGCUGCUUGGGAACGCCUUGUCUAA